Melampsora larici-populina 98AG31 is the source of this 837-nucleotide messenger RNA. RefSeq lists its product as uncharacterized. Gene Ontology annotation, molecular function: 5-amino-6-(5-phosphoribosylamino)uracil reductase activity. Gene Ontology annotation, biological process: riboflavin biosynthetic process. Lineage: Eukaryota; Fungi; Basidiomycota; Pucciniomycetes; Pucciniales; Melampsoraceae. The record is from RefSeq and is a predicted model, not a curated record. Bases 28 to 837 code for a protein of 269 amino acids. The transcript is spliced from 5 exons.
CAAGACUUCUCUCAUUUUCAAAACAAAAUGAGCAAUUCAAAUUCAACCAAUACUGGAAUAACAGAAUUUUUAGAUUCAAUUUACAAUCCAAUCAUUUCACCUGAAUUUCAUCAAAAUUUAAAUCAUGACCUUUCCAGAAGACCUUUCGUUACAUUAACUUAUGCUCAAUCUUUAGAUGGUAAGAUUGCUGGUGUAGAUGGUAGACAAUUAAGAUUAAGUGGUAAUCAAUCUAUGAAGAUGACUCAUAUGAUGAGAACUCGUCAUGAUGGGAUUUUGGUUGGAAUCGGCACAUUGCUCAAUGAUGAUCCGCAGUUGACAGCCAGGAAUCUUUCUUUUACAGUCCCACUUGAAAAUCAACCUCAACCAAUCGUACUUGAUACUAGAUUAAGAACUCCAAUUGAUUGUAAAUUAAUUAAAAAUUAUCGAAAUCAAACUGGAAAACAACCUUGGUUGAUUUGUGCAAGAAGUAUGAUAUCUAGUCAAGAUCGACAAAGUUUAGAGGAAGCUGGAGCUCGAGUGAUUCCGAUCACAAACGGUAUGAACCCAUCUAACCAAGGAUUAGAUUUAGAAAAAGUCUUUGAAGUUUGUAAAAUCAAUGGAAUCAAUCGUUUAAUGAUCGAAGGUGGUUCUUCAAUCAUUUCUUCAUGUUUAAAUUACACUGGAGAUCAUCCAAUCCUCAACAUCUUGGUGGUCACCGUCUCACCCUACAUGGUCGGUGAAGGUCUCACAGUCAAAACUUCCAACAUUGAUUCUAGACUAUCACUUCUGCGACACAUUCAGACCAAGAUAUUGGGUAGUGAUGCUGUCUUUGCUUACACAUCCAGUAACCCUGAAUAA